AUGGCCCCUCCCAUGAUAACGGGGGAUGCUCUAGCGGUUAACAUUACGGAAAAAACUAUCCAGGUCCUAGGACAACGCUACUCCUUUUUUCGAAAAACCUUGUCCUUCUCCCGUCUAUAUGGCUGCCCACGCUUUAAUUUCACCGACAACUUCGCCCAAGGCUUUCGGUCACAGUCGAUAAAAGAAGAAAGCCACGUCAAACGGCACACGGGUUAG
Pyricularia grisea is the source of this 216-nucleotide messenger RNA. RefSeq lists its product as uncharacterized. The transcript has 2 exons. The record is from RefSeq and is a predicted model, not a curated record. The coding region runs from base 1 to 216 and encodes 71 amino acids. Lineage: Eukaryota; Fungi; Ascomycota; Sordariomycetes; Magnaporthales; Pyriculariaceae.